AUGUAUAUCUAUCCCGUCUCAGUCAAUAUCUAUCUAUAUCUAUCCCGUCUCAGUCAAUAUCUAUCUAUAUCUAUCCCGUCUCAGUCAAUAUCUAUGUAUCUAUCUAUAUAUCUAUCUCAGUUAAUAUCUAUCUAUCUAUUUAUCCCAUGCAAUAUCUAUCUAUCUAUCUAUCUACCGCGUCUCAGUCAAUAUCUAUCUAUCUACCGCGUCUCAGUCAAUAUCUAUAUAUCUAUCUAUCCCGCCUCAGUCAAUAUCUAUAUAUCUAUCUAUCCCGUCUCAGUCAAUAUCUAUCUAUCUACCUAUCUAUCUAUCUAUUCCUCAAUAUCUAUCUAUCUAUUCCGUCUUAGUCAAUAUCUAUCUAUCUAUUCCGUCUUAGUCAAUAUCUAUCUAUCUAUCUAUCUAUUCGUCUUAGUCAAUAUCUAUCUAUCUAUCUAUCUAUUCGUCUUAGUCAAUAUCUAUCUAUCUAUCUAUCUAUCCCAUCUCAUUAAUAUCUAUCUAUCUAUCUCAACUCAGUUAAUAUCUAUCUAUCUACCCUAUCUCAGUCAAUAUCUAUAUAUCUAUCUAUCUAUCAUGUCUCAGGCAAUAUCUGUCUAUCUAUCCCGUCUCAGGCAAUAUCUAUCUAUCCAUCACGUCUCAGGCAAUAUCUAUCUAUCUAUCCCAUCUCAGUCAAUAUCUAACUAUCUAUCUAUCCCGUCUCAGUCAAUAUCUAUUAUCUAA
Molecule: messenger RNA, 717 nt
Organism: Acanthosepion pharaonis
Lineage: Eukaryota; Metazoa; Mollusca; Cephalopoda; Sepiida; Sepiidae
Source: the annotation of a GenBank genome assembly